AUGCAGUGCACCGCAAAUUGCAACACGCCCACACCCCUUUCCCGCCGUGAGUUUCCACUGGCAGCCCUGAGUGCGCAUCUAUACCUAGGCCUUUCGACACUGCUCGAGUGCCGCACUAUCUCUCACUCGCGGAGGAACAUGAUCAGCUCCAUGCCACUCGCAUCUUUCGGCUGCGGCCGCCGCAAUGGGGCUGCAGCGCUGGUGACAACUCUGAUGAUCGCAGCAGCCUUCAUGCCUCACUCUAAGGCUGGUCGUCUGCUGCAAGAACUCUCUACCAGCGCUGAGCCAUGUACUGUAAACAACUGUGGAAAGAAUGCCUUCUGUUACAAGAAUGCAACAGGGAGUGACACGUGUCGUUGCAAAAAUGGGUACACCAUGACUCCCCAUCAUGGCUGCCAGGUUCAAUGUAACCACUUCAACGGCAGCUGCCCUGGCAAUGCUACAUGCCACCACCACGUCACUGGAGUUGGCGGCCUGUGCUUUUGUAACCAUGGCUUCAGGAUGAUCAACGCCAGUUGCAUCUUCGCCUGCGAUAGGAUAACCUGUCCAGACAACUCUAACUGUGCCGUGGACCCUGACGGGAACGCGGUGUGCAGCUGCAACGAUGGUUACGACCAGAUGCCAGACGGCACUUGCGUUGAGGCUUGCACUGUGAACAACUGUGGAGAUAAUUCUUUCUGUUACAAGGAAGCAGGGGUUGAUAUGUGUGCUUGUAACGAUGGGUACACCAUGACUCCCAGUUAUGGCUGCCAGGUUACAUGUGACGAGUAUGGGAACGGCUGCCCUGGCAAUGCUACAUGCAACCACCAGGUCACCGGAGUCAACGGCCUGUGCUCUUGUGACCACGGCUUCAGGAUGGUUAACGCCAGUUGCAUCUCCGUCUGUGAGAUGACCUGUCCGGCCAACAGUUUCUGUGAAGUGGAACCUCCAGAUAACGCGGUGAUGUGCUUCUGCAACAAUGGCUACUCUCGGCAGCAAGACGGCACUUGCGUUGAAAAUUGUGACAACAAGAUCUGCGGCAGGGGGGAAGAGUGUGUGUCUUAUGAAGACGGGGCAACGUGUGAAUGUCUGAAUGGAUUUGUCAGGGUUGCUGGGUCUUGUGUUGAGGCAUGCACUAUGAACCUCUGUGGAGAAAACUCCGUCUGUUACAAGGAUACAGCAGGGGAGGCUGUGUGUGCUUGUAACGAUGGGUAUACCAUGACUGCCAUCGAUGGCUGCCUGGUUACCUGUGACGACUAUGGUGGCGGCUGCCCUGGCAAUGCUACAUGCCACGACCACGUCACCGGAGUCGGCGGGCUGUGCUAUUGUGACGUCGGCUUCAGGAUGGUUAACGCCAGAUGCAUCUAUGUUUGCGAGGAGAUGACCUGUCCGGCCAAUGCUAGCUGUGUGAACCCUGACGGGGAAGCGGUGUGCAUCUGCAACUAUGGCUAUGAAAAGAAUUCAGACGGAACUUGCGUUGACAUCUGCGACAUGACGACCUGUCCGGACAAUUCUACCUGUAACAUGGACAGUGAAGGGUACGCAAAGUGCAUCUGCAACGAAGGUUACAACCAGAAGCUAGACGGCACUUGCGUUGCAUCAGAUAAGCCACCCACGCCACCCGCGGCACUUGCUUCCUCACCUGCAGCAUCUUCUCCGCCACCCACGGCAUUUGCUCCGCCACCCGCGGCAUUUGCUCCGCCACCCGCGGCAUUUGCUCCGCCACCCGCGGCAUUUGCUCCGCCACCUGCGACAUUUCCUCCGCCACCUGUGGUGUAG
Closterium sp. Yama58-4 is the source of this 1758-nucleotide messenger RNA. NCBI's taxonomy places the organism in Eukaryota, Viridiplantae, Streptophyta, Zygnematophyceae, Desmidiales, Closteriaceae. The record is from the annotation of a GenBank genome assembly.